CAAGACUGUUACGUAAUUGAAUAAAUAGCCUUGUACAGUAUAAAUUAGCAUGAAUUAAAAGCACGUUGUUGUUGUUUUAAUACGGCGUAUGUUUUAAAACGUGGUGUCAGGAUAGUGAGUUUCUCGUUGAGUUUAUAGCCUCAACAGGUUUCGUGAAUCAUUAAUACGCCUGUAAAUACAUUAUUUAAUGUCUACGGUACAAUAAAAAAACAUAUUUUUUUUCGAGAUCAAUUUGAAAAUUAUGAGAUUUUAACUCAGUUAAACGAAAAUGAGGAGCCAGUGAAAAUCGCGACGCUGUUAUCAAUCAUGGGAAAAGAGUGUUUAAACACAUCGAUAUUAGCGAAGCCAAUAGAAAGAAGAUUGUUCUGAUAUUGGGAGUAUUGCAAAGGCAUUUCGAGCCGACUCGGAUUGUUAUUUACGAACGGUUUAAGCUUAAUACAUGCGAACAGAGCCCGGGAGAGACUGGCACAAUAUAUAACGAAACUUCGACAACUGGCAUCAACGUGUGAGUUUGGUGGUCUAGCUGGAGAGUGAGCUUAUUCGAGAUCGCCUGGUGUUAGGAACGAUAGACGCUAGUGAUGUAUAUGUAUAUAUUGUGUUAAUGUUGGACAAAGCGGGACAUCAGGAGCGAUGGGGGGUAGUUAAAAAGAGCGGGAAAGGACGGAGAGAAAAGAAACAUUACAUUGUAUACUAGGGAUUGAUAUUAUUAAAAGAAACGAACAAACCAGUUUAUGUUUGGCGACGAGGAUUAAAAAAAUCACUUAUCCUGACACUGACUAUGUCACAAUCAGAUAUAUACAACUACAAAGCACCAAAAGCUGAAAUACCGACCACUAUGGCGGCCAUGACGAGCACAUCAACACUAUAUUUUGAUUCUGAUCUUCAUCCAGACGACACUUUAUGUGCUUUUGACGAAUUUAUCCAGAGCUUCGAGCUCCGAUAUGAUGCACAAAAUCCUGAUCCUCCUAAAACAUCUCUAGAUGCGGCUAUUGAACGAUGGAAACUCGCAAACGACGAUAAAAAGUCAAAGCUUGAUGACUAUGACAACAUUCGCGACGAAUGGCGAUCAAAAGAUCGCGUGACAAAACUCCUCGGUACAUUCUCAUCGAAACGAUUGUUUGCUGACUGGAAAGUUGCAGAACCGGAUGAUUCCAAAAGAGCUAAGGUGACGUGGAAAUAUUUCGUGACAACAAUGCAACAGCACUACAAACCAACAGAAAAUCUUACACUUAAAAACCAUCAGUUCCGGUCUUUGGCACAGGACGCCCAUGAGUCAUUUCCGACAUUUUGCGUAUAUAAAGCAGUUCAACACUGCAAUUUCAAAUGCCACAAUGACGAUUGCACUGCCGAAGAUACAGCCAUAUGUGACCAGAUUAUUAUUGGCAGUACACAUGACAAGAUCAGAGAGGAAGCACUCAAGAAUUCAUGGGACCUCCAACAAUUACGCAAGGAAGGAAUGCGAAUUGAAAGUGCCACCAAAGGACUGGAAGAGCUCAACAAUGAAAAUCCAGUCAACAAAAUGGGUAAAUACUCCUUUAAAAACAUGAAGAAAAAACCUGAGGCUGGAAAGCCCAGGUCAUGUUACUACUGCGGACAAGACAUCAAGACAUCCGUUAUUGCUAACCUCAAAUCCUGCAGAGCACGAACCAGCAAAUGUAACUUCCGUGAUGCAAUUGGCCACUAUAAAACUGUAUGUAGGAAGAAGAAAGCAAUCAAUGAACUGAAAAACUACAGCGAACAACAAGCACAUCAAAUCGAAGAUCAUGACCACAGCGGCGUCUACAGCAUCAACAUCUUCAGAAUAACAGAAACACCUCAGCAACAACCUCCUCAUAAGUGA
Paramuricea clavata is the source of this 1840-nucleotide messenger RNA. Lineage: Eukaryota; Metazoa; Cnidaria; Anthozoa; Malacalcyonacea; Plexauridae. The record is from the annotation of a GenBank genome assembly.